UUGGCUGCCUGCCUGCCUCCCUCCCUAGGCAUCUCUCUGCUCCGCCUUCGCGGCAGGCACCAUCGUCCACCACCCGCAGCCACGCCAUUCCCGCCUCCCCAAACCCCCUAUAAAACCCCUCACACACCCCGCCUACUCCUCUCGCACAACACAAGCAAGCUAAGCUCGAUCGCCCGCCCGCCCCCUUCGACCUUCGUCCAGCUCCACCACCACACAUCUCGGCAUCUCGCCUCUUCGGCCAUGGCCCGGCGGGUGUCCCUGCUGCAGCUGCUGCUGCUGGGCGCGCUGGCGGCCUGCUCGGCGGCGGCGGCGGCCAGCUUCGACCAGGAGUUCGACAUCACCUGGGGCGACGGCCGCGGCAAGAUCCAGGACGGCGGCCGCCUCCUCACGCUCACGCUCGACCGCACCUCCGGCUCCGGCUUCCAGUCCAGGCACGAGUACCUCUUCGGCAAGAUCGACAUGCAGCUCAAGCUCGUCCCCGGCAACUCCGCCGGCACCGUCACCGCCUACUACCUCUCCUCCCAGGGCAGCGCCCACGACGAGAUCGACUUCGAGUUCCUGGGCAACGUCUCCGGCGAGCCCUACACGCUGCACACCAACGUGUUCACGCAGGGGCAGGGCCAGCGCGAGCAACAGUUCCGCCUCUGGUUCGACCCCACCACCGACUUCCACACCUACUCCAUCCUCUGGAAUCCCAAGCACAUCAUCUUCAUGGUGGACGACCUGCCGAUCAGGGACUUCCGGAACCUGGAGAGCAAGGGGAUCGCGUUCCCCAAGAGCCAGCCCAUGCGGCUCUACUCCAGCCUCUGGAACGCCGACGACUGGGCCACGCAGGGGGGCCGCGUCAAGACGGACUGGUCCCACGCGCCCUUCUCCGCCUCCUACCGGGGCUUCCGGGCCGACGCCUGCGUCGCCGUCGCCGGCGGCGGGACCCGCUGCGGCGCCGCCGUCGGCACCGAGGGCGCCGCGGGCGCCGCCGCCCCCGCCCCCGCCGGCGACUGGUACAACCAGGAGCUCGACCUCACCCUGCAGCAGCGCAUGCGCUGGGUGCAGCGCAAGUACAUGAUCUACAACUACUGCACCGACCCCAAGCGCUACCAGCAGGGCCUCCCCGCCGAGUGCUCCAUGCAGCAGUAAUGCUCCUCCAUCGGCUGCUGCAAUGGCGGAUGCUAGCUGCACCACCGGAUCAUCAAUCAUCAAUCGAAGACGAAGGGCAAGGAAGAAGCAUGGGGGGGCGUCGAUCGGUCUCAUCUUCUGUGUGGUAAAUAAAUAAGGACCUGGACCUGGCAAAUUCGAUCGUGGGAACUGUAAUGCGUGCAGUAGCUGGUGGUAAAUUCCUCUGUUCUGUCCUGUUCUGUUGGUGUCAUCUUGUAAUCAACACGCCGUGUUCAUGUCCGUCUGUAAUAUACCCAAGAAAGCCAUACGUGUUCGUCACUUGCUGCU
This is a messenger RNA of Panicum virgatum (switchgrass), 1443 nucleotides long. Its product is annotated as probable xyloglucan endotransglucosylase/hydrolase protein 25. Gene Ontology annotation, molecular function: xyloglucan:xyloglucosyl transferase activity; hydrolase activity, hydrolyzing O-glycosyl compounds. NCBI's taxonomy places the organism in Eukaryota, Viridiplantae, Streptophyta, Magnoliopsida, Poales, Poaceae. The transcript has 2 exons. Gene Ontology annotation, biological process: xyloglucan metabolic process; cell wall biogenesis. Gene Ontology annotation, cellular component: cell wall; apoplast. Bases 241 to 1137 code for a protein of 298 amino acids. The record is from RefSeq and is a predicted model, not a curated record.